AUGGGUCUAUUAUCGAGCGAAUUGUACGUCGACGUCUCUCCACUUAGCUCUAAUGGCACUGGGCAGGUGUUUUAUGCCCAAAAAAGGGGCACGGACGUACCUUUGGCAGUCAAGCAUAUUUCUAUCGAGGACUUCCCUUCUGCACCUGCUUUGCAUUUACUAUAUAUCUAUCAGGUCGCACUAACACUCGACCAUCCAAAUUUGGUGCGCCAUUUCUCAGCCAAACACGAUCUUGCAGGUCGUUGUUUAACAAUCGAUAUGGAACUAUGCGAAGGGGGCACUCUCGCAACUCUACUACACGAUGUGCGUGGACUAAAUAGGAUCUUGAGUGAAACGUUCGUUUGGAGCGUAGUAGGUCAGGUUGCCAGCGCUCUAGCUUAUCUGCAUCUUCCGUUCAGACCUGGGCCUAUAGAGGAGGGUGGGGCAGGCGUACCAGGUGCACAGCCGUGUGAUGCAGGCCCCAUCAUCUACGCCCAUCUUUCCCCCAGAUCCAUACUUCUCACGGAUAGAUCAAUACAUGCACGUAUAAAGCUUUCUGGGUUGACCAGAAUGAUUGUUUUGAAUAGUAGUCAAUCGGCAGUUGCAAUUGACGCAUUUAAUUCGAUGGUAAGCGCAGAGGACACGGACGUCUACAUUGCUCCGGAAGUGAGGUCUGGUGACGGCAAUCUAACUACAAAGAUGGAUGUCUGGGCAUUAGGGUGCCUGAUUUAUGAGAUAUGUCUGCGUAAGAAGCCAAGCUUUGAGGUUCUGAGGCAGGAACGGCCGGCGUUUUCAUCAAUCGAUCUCACAGAUUAUGGGUACUCACCAACGCUUAACAAACUCAUGUACGCUUGCCUAGAGAUUGAUCCAGCACAGAGGAUGACCGCCUCAGAGAUUGUGCUAAUUCCAGAGGUCUCUCAAGCCAUAUUCAACUACGAAGAAGCCAUUAAGUUGCACUUGUCGAGCACAUCCGUGUCAUCUGCCAGCACGCUCACUGACACUGAUCUAUUCAAAACUUUUGUCAAGGAUCACGAUAGCAAGAUCUUGGAUGACGCUAUAGUCAAUGGAAAGGAUGGUCUCUUGACUGAUAUCUGUCAGCACAUAUUGAAGUGCACUGCCAGAGACGCUACUAGCAUAAAGUGCAGCCCAAGAAAUGGGAUUGCCACAGACAAGCAUACCUCAUUGAUGCGUGCAGCUGAGCAGGGAGAUAUUGAUGAUAUGCAUGCCCACUCCUGUGACCUUGGAAAGGUCUACACUGGACCAACUCGGUUGGUGUACCGGAAUGGAAACACUUCAGUAAAGCAUGGCAUGACUGCACUGAUGCUCGCUGCGCACCACAAUCACGUUAAAUGCACAGAGCUGCUGCUUAGAGAGCUGGGAAUUCAUGGCGCGGGCGGUGCAACCUCUCUGAUGUUUGCAGCCAAGAAUGGCAGCACAGACUGUGUAAAGCUCCUCCUGGCAGAGGCGACCUCCCAAGACGAGCAAGGAAGAACUGCUCUCUUCUAUGCAGCCUCCGCUGACAGCAUAGAAGCCGUUGAAUUGCUGGUGCAGAAGGAGGCACGGAUGACCAACACUGAGGGUGCAACGGCGCUCAUGAUCGCUGCCCAGAACGGCCACGUUAAGAGCACGCGUGUCCUCUCUCUUUGGGAGGCAGAGAUGCAAGCCGGCAAGGGGCAAACUGCGCUUAUGUUGGCCGCUCUAAACGGCCAUACAGAGUGCGUUUCAAUACUAGAAAGAUUGGAAGCAGGAAUUCGCUCUAAUUUAGGCAGGUUUGCCCUGUACAAUGCCGCAUCAAACAAUCAUGUCAAGUGUGUUGAAAUAUUAAUGGAGAAGGAAGCAUGCCUGCAAGAUAAUAACGGGGUUUCUGCGCUCAUUAUUGCUUCGCAGAAGGGACACAAGCAAUGCGUUGAGCUUCUCCUACAGGAGGAGGCUGGGUUGUGCAACAUAAUGGGAGGGACCGCUCUCAUGGCCGCUGCUUCUAAGGAUAAUAUUGACUGUAUCGAGCUUCUAAUACCAAAAGAGGCCAGAAUGCAGACAAAAACAGGAAUAACAGCGCUAUACACGGCAGCAUUUCACGAUAAUCCCGCUUCUGUGAUGCUCUUGCUGGACCACGAGGCUAAGAUGACCGAGGAGAGUGGUAUGACCGCCCUUAUGGCGGCUGCGAAGAAAGGCUCGAUCGACUGUAUAUCUAUCUUAGCUCCUUUGGAGAAAAUGUUAAGGGACAAUGAGGGAAACACUGCGCUAAUGCUUGCUGCUGCUAACAAUAAGCCAGACUCUGUACGGGCCCUUGCGUUGAUAGAAGGAGGGGCCCAAAAGAGCGAUGGAACAACAGCGUUGAUGAUAGCCGCUGAAAGAGGGUACCUGCAGUGUGUCCUUCUCCUGAUUCCCAUUGAAGCAAGGAUCCAGAGGACAGAUGGAGUAACCGCCCUCAUGCUGGCAGCAACAAAUGGCCAUACUGAGUGUGUGAAGCACCUGAAGGCUUUCGAGAACUCUCUCAAGGCCUUGAACGGAAGCGACGUGUCAGAUUAUGUGAGAAAAAACCGUAGUCCACGAGUGUCUAGGCGUUCGUUCUCUGCAUGCAUGUCUCUGCUAAUGAAGAACUAA
Molecule: messenger RNA, 2583 nt
Organism: Giardia duodenalis
Lineage: Eukaryota; Fornicata; Diplomonadida; Hexamitidae
Product: Kinase, NEK
Exons: 1
Coding region: 1-2583 (860 amino acids)
Biological process (GO): protein phosphorylation
Molecular function (GO): protein binding; protein kinase activity; ATP binding
Source: RefSeq, a predicted model, not a curated record